Salarias fasciatus (jewelled blenny) is the source of this 4382-nucleotide messenger RNA. RefSeq names its product rabphilin 3A homolog (mouse), a (gene rph3aa). The transcript is spliced from 16 exons. Gene Ontology annotation, biological process: exocytosis; regulation of calcium ion-dependent exocytosis; spontaneous neurotransmitter secretion. Lineage: Eukaryota; Metazoa; Chordata; Actinopteri; Blenniiformes; Blenniidae. The record is from RefSeq and is a predicted model, not a curated record. Bases 805 to 2583 code for a protein of 592 amino acids. Gene Ontology annotation, molecular function: small GTPase binding. Gene Ontology annotation, cellular component: extrinsic component of synaptic vesicle membrane; neuron projection; postsynaptic membrane.
GAGAGGCGGCGCCGUUUGAUCGCUUCAGAUUAGAAGUGUUGUGGAAUUAAACUCCGCCGUGGGCGGAGAGGUUUCCAAACUGCUGGUUCAGGGACCGUCCAGGUGUGACGGAGGAAUUCUCUCCUCCUGUGCUGUUCUUCCUGUGGCAGAGGUCUCGUUUCCAUGACAACAGUUCAGGUGAAAAUGCUCCGUUUCUGCAUUUCUGUGUUUACGUUUCCAUGGAAACCGCCGUAACAACGCUGCAGUUAGCAUGUUGGUCAUCUGUCCUCAGGAAAUUUGGAAACAGCGUCGUUUACAAAACGCGGAAAACGCCGCGUCUCCGUGAGAACGGAUCUUUAACCUCCAGUCCGCGGCGUCUUUCACUGAUUUAGCUUCAUUCAUUCAUUCAACAAUUUACAGCUGUCAAAAACCUUAAGCUAAUGCUAAUGCUAACGACACAGAUGAACAGGCAUGAUGGCUGAGUGCGUCGGCUCACUGCUGCCGCCAUGUGGACGGCGGUGGAAUCACUCUGAAUUCAGAUUCUGCACCUUUAACACAGAAACACUUCUGAUUCCCUCUGAUGGAGGCAUUUCCUGCUGAUGAGAUGAGAGCGGACGGAUUCAGUGGGGGGUGGAGGAGGGGGCGGAGCCAGGCUCCGGCGCCUCUCUCCUCGCCGAGGAGGAGCAGAGCGGAGACGAUGCUGCGAGCCGCCGCCGCCGCCGCUCCUCUUCCUCUUCCAGUCGCAGCGAAGCGGCUUCGUCCUGACGGAGGCAGAGAGACGAGCAGCACAUCUGGCCCACAUCUGUCAGCACCGGGUGGACGACGAUGAACACGUCUGGCGGCCCCCCGGGGGCGGAGCUCACGGAUGAGGAGAAGGAGAUCAUCAACGGCGUUCUGGCUCGGGCCGCCAUGAUGGAGGCCAUGGAGCAGGAGAGGAUCGGGCGUCUGUCCAGUCGUCUGGACAGCAUCAAGAAGACGGCGUGCGGGGACGGACAGUCGCGCUGUCUGCUGUGUGGGACGGCGUUUGGACCUCAGGGCGUCACGGCCGUCCUGUGUGUGCAGUGCAACAAGCACAUGUGCAGUAAAUGUGGGAUUUGGAGCAACAGCAGGACGAGUCCUGUGUGGCUGUGUCGGAUCUGCGGCGAGCAGCAAGAGAUGCAGAAGCGUUCGGGCGCCUGGUUCUUUAAGGGGCGGGAGCAGCGGACCCUCCCCGCCCCGCUGCCGCUCUCCAGACCGCCGCCCGGAGGAGACGGAGCGCCGCAGGAGACGCCGGCACGUCGGCACACGCACGAUCUCGGUGCCGAGCCGCAGCCGCCGCCGCCGCCGCCGUCCUGUGGAUCUGAACAAUGGGAGCAGACAGCGAGAACAACAGCUGACAUCAGUAAUGAGGAUCAGUCCCGUCCGGCAGCUGUAACGAAGGCGGAGAGGCCGGCGUUAGCCUCCAAACCGCCGCGGGCGGCGCCGGCCUCAGCUCCUGCUGCCGCCGUGGAGGACAGACCGUCGCAGUCGCCUCCGGCGGCGGAGGAGAGAAGACCGCCAGCUGUGGACUCCGCCUCCUUCUCCGUCUCGUCUCACACUCCCGCAGCCAGGUUCACUCCACCCGUGAACCCACCCUCCAGCAACCCUGCUCCACCCAAACCGACUCCAGACCGAGCCGAGGACGACGACAACGACUACGACUCGGACGACGCCACCACUCUGGGCUCUCUGGACUUCAGUCUGCUUUACGAACAGGAGACUCACACUCUGCACUGCUGCAUCGUAAAAGCCAAGGGUUUGAAGCCCAUGGACUCCAACGGACUGGCAGACCCGUAUGUGAAGCUGCACCUGCUACCUGGAGCCAGUAAGUCCAACAAGCUUCGUACCAAGACCCUAAAAAACACCCUGAACCCCGUCUGGAACGAGACGCUGGUCUACCACGGCAUCACCGACGACGAGAUGUCGCGGAAAACUCUGCGGCUGUCGGUGAGCGACGAGGACAAGUUCGGACACAACGAGUUCAUCGGAGAGACGCGGGUCGCCCUCAAGAAGCUCAAGUUCGACCAGAAGAAGAACUUCAACGUCUGCCUGGAGAGAGUGAUCCCGGUGAAGAAGGCUGUGGGAGGAUCAGCUCGGGGCAUGGCGCUCUACGAGGACGAUCUGAAUGAAGGCGGGGACUCGGAGGAGCGCGGUCGGAUCCUGGUGUCUCUGCUCUACAGCAGCCAGCAGGGCCGUCUGAUUGUGGGCGUGGUUCGCUGCGCCCACCUGGCCGCCAUGGACUCCAACGGAUACUCCGACCCCUUCGUCAAAGUGUGUCUGAAGCCUGAUAUGGGAAAGAAAGCCAAGAACAAGACGCAGAUCAAGAAGAAGACGCUGAACCCAGAGUUCAACGAGGAGUUCAGCUACGAGAUAAAACACGGCGAGCUGGCCAAGAAGACGCUGGACAUCUCGGUCUGGGACUACGACAUGGGGAAGUCCAACGACUUCAUCGGAGGCUGCCAGCUCGGCAUCCAGGCCAAAGGCGAGUGUCUGAAGCACUGGUACGAGUGUCUGAAGAACAAGGACAAGAAGAUCGAGCGCUGGCACGUCCUGCUCAACGACAACAGCGUCCAGUUCGAGGACUGAGGCCAGGAGACCUGCUGCUGCUGCUGCCCUUCCUCCUCCUCCUCCUCCUCCUCCUCCUCCUCUCUGGUCUGUGCCGUUCCCUGUGCUCGUCUCUGUGAUGUGGAAUCUACCCUUCAGUCGACCAGUCCUGAUCUGGUGAUGGCUGUUUAUGAAGAUGAAGAGCAGCUGGGGGUGCAGGAGGAGGAAGAGGAGCGUGGGGGGGUGGGGGGUGGGGGGGUGGGGGGGGGGGGGGAGGGGGGGCUGUUCACCGAGUCUCUGACCUCUUUUUGUUUUUCCACCCUGUCACAUCUCAUCACCCGUCCUGGCCGGCUGUUCGGGGUGUUUGCUGCUUCCGCUCAGACCUCGUGGUUCGGUGGGAACCAACACCCCUCUGUGCUGCUGUGUGUUUCCAUUGUGCCGAGUGUGAACCGGUGUGUGUGUGUCUGUGUGUGUGUGUGUGUUUGGGGGGGGGGGGUGAAGAGGUUCCUCUCCUCUGCAUGUGUGAGCCCCUCCUGUCCUCCUGUCUGCUGCAAACGGCCCUGAAAACACUGUUUCUGCAUGACGUUUCACCUGGAAGUGUGACCUGCAGACAGACCCCCCCCCCCCCCCCCCCCCCCCCCCCCCCCCGAUCAGCACCACACAACCUGUUAAAGACGAGUACAACAAACCUGGAGCCUCCUGCCGAAAGCGAGGACCCACACCGAUACCGAGUACCGAUACCAGAAGAAUAAUUCAUGCCCUGAACACCGAUGGUCUGCCGAGGCUGUGCUGAACCACGUCUGACGGCCUCCGCAUCAACGCUACGUCGCCUCUGCUGCGUCGCCUCCCACAGCCGGAGGCCGUAGCCAGCUGUCAGUCAGACCUUGACCAUGUUUAGCAUGUAGCAUCGCCGGUGUGUGAGCUCUGAAACUCUUUAGCAUGUAGCAUGAAGCACGUUAAACGACUGAGCGGAAUGCUGGACCCCACACUGGUAUCGGUAUCGGUAUCGGUGCGUCCUUCGUUAAAAACACUGACAGAUGAAGAAAAGCGAUUCUUUCUCAUGACUCCUGUUGGUGUUUGGAUAUUUUUCAUGAUCAGACUCCUGACUUCGCUUCACGGCUGCAGACUUGUCAGAAAAUAUGUGAUAAAUGAUUAAAACGUUCGGAUAAAAGCUCAGUUCUUCUGCUUCCUGCAAGUUUUUUAAUCUUAUCAGUAUUUAGAGUCCAGGAGUGAAAGUGAGAGGUUCAGGAGUCCUGACGGGAUCAGACUGAUGAGGCAGUCAGAAGCUUCAUGGAACGGUGAACUGAAACUCCCCAGACUGUCAUUUCUGUUACACUUCUCAUUAGGGAUGUCCCGAUCCGAUCACGUGAUUACGGACUCGAUCGGGAUCGGAAGUUUCCUCCCGAUUUGGACUCGGUUGGAUACAUAUGUUUAUUUUUUCUUUGAUUUCCUUUUUAACCCAUUGAAGCCGGGACGCAUUUACAGUAGUGGCGUUGUUGCGCAAUUCCAUCAUUAAACCCAGAAGCGCUGCUGCACAGUUCUACCAUUGACGCCGGGUCUUUUUUUCCUCUUCUUUGCGCUCAUCAGCUGUUUCUUGGGCAAUGAAAUGCAUCAAACUCGCGCACAUCCAUAACUGAUCCUGUUUCCGGGUCCAGAUCGUGUUGCUGCUCUGCCUCCUCACUCUGUAUUGAACAUUUCUGGCCGCUGCUGCUCACUUCAGCGGUAAUGCUGCCUGGCUUUAAUGGGUUAAAUGAGAUGUAUUUAGGUUUUACGUGCUACAGAAAGAUGUAAUUAAAGAGAGACAGCAGUAUGUGUUGUUUUGAAUUGACGUUAAGAAAAUA